UCAAAAAUGUUUCAACAUGAAAUAAGGACUUGAUUUGAUUUCAGAAUCUACUGUAUCUAUAUGUAGUCCAGGAUGUCAAUGUACUAGCUGGCCCGGUUAUUGUAACGGCUGUAAUGAAGGCUAUUAUAUGACUAAUAAGAGGAUAUGUGAAAGGUGUUUAGCAAAUUGUUUAACAUGUUCAUCAUAUCUAUUUUGCACGAGUUGCAACCAAGGAUUCUUUCUAAAAACUUAUAGCUGGUUUGCUGUCCUUGUAAGUGUUUGUCAAUCUUGUGCCGAAGGAUGCAGAAUAUGUUCUUCUGAAAAUGAAUGUUCUCAAUGUGACAUGGGGCACUACAAGGACGGUUGGUCGUGUAGAAAAUGCCCUAAAAAUUGUACAAAUUGCAAAUCAGAACAUGAAUGUCUUGAAUGUAAGGAUGGUUACCGUCAAAGUGGUUCUUUAUGUUUGGACUGUCCCAGAGGGUUCUACUGGCUGGAAUCUGCUUGUUUACCUUGUCCCGAAAACUGUGCCUCCUGCGCGAUGCAUUAUGAAUGCACUGAUUGCAAACCUGGAUAUUUUCAACGUACGUGCACACAAAAGUGCUCUCCUGGAUGCGUAGGCAACGUCUGUGAAAAGAAAAAAGGAAAAUGCAAUUGUCUAGACAACUUUAUUGGCGAACCGUGUAAUUCAUGUAGUCCUGGAAGAUUUGGGCCGACUUGUAAUCAAGACUGCCCUAAACAUUGUUGGACUUGUGAUUCAUACGAAAACUGUACUAUGUGUGUUGACGGAUAUUAUGGUAAGAGAUGCGAACAUAAUUGCUCUAGUGGAUGUGUGGAGAGUAGCUGUAACCCGGUAAAUGGUAUUUGUCAUAGUUGUAAGCCUUCAUAUUAUGGACAAAAAUGUGAAAUGGCUUGUCCAAGUGGGUGUCUAGAUAACGUUUGCGAUAGGGAAACGGGCGCCUGUCAUAAUUGUAAACCUCUUUUCAAAUGGCCAAAAUGUGUAAAUUGUAUGAAUGGGUAUUGGGGUAAGGACUGUAGAAAUGACUGCCCCGGCAGCUGCCGUUCCUGUUUAUCCACUACGGAGUGCACAAAAUGCAAAGACGGACUUCACGGAGAAAAAUGUGAAAAGAAAUGCUCUUAUGGAUGCUUCUCUGAAUUAUGUGAUCAAAACACAGGGAUAUGCUCUAAAGGCUGUAAAGCAAACUUUACCGGAACGUACUGCAAUCAAUGUAUACCUGGAAUGUAUGGAGGUAAUUGCAGCGUAUCAUGUCCGGAGAAUUGUUAUAAUGGAACGUGUGAUUCACGGGAUGGGACAUGCUUGUUAGGAUGCAUUCCUAAAUUUCAUGGCAAAUAUUGUAAUUUGUCCUGUCCAGGUAACUGCAAGAAAUGUACCUCAAAAACUUCCUGCCAGUCCUGUGAAAAUCGUUUUUGGGGAGAGCGUUGUCAGACAAAAUGCCCUACUUUGUGUUCGGAUGGCACGUGCCGGUCGGAUGGAACUUGCAAUGCAUGUAUUUCUGGUUACUAUGGAGAGUAUUGUAAUAUACCAUGUAGUGAGAACUGUAUUAACUCCUUGUGCAAUAUGUCAGGUUAUUGCAACGAUUGUCAGUCAGGUUAUUUCGGUAUAUUUUGUUCUGAACAUUGUCCUCCAAAUUGUUUAUCAGACGAGUGCUUGAGGGAUGGAAGUUGUCAUUUCUGCCCACCUGGGUUUCACGGAUCCAGGUGUAACAAAUCUUGCCCAAAAUACUGUCAGUCCUGUACAGAUUAUAUGUCGUGCAAGUCAUGUUUCAGUGGUUUUUAUGGACAAUUUUGCCAAUACAAAUGUAAUUACUGUAAAAGAGGAACAGCUUGUAAUAUUGAUACUGGUUAUUGUAAGUUUUGCGAAGAUGGAUUGUAUGGCAACAAAUGCACAUCAAAACUGGACUGUAAUAGUAACUGUGUACAUCAAGUAUGUGAUUGGGCAACAGGAAAGUGUAGUUUAGGAUGCGUGGUUGGCUUCUACGGAGAAAAUUGCAGUUAUUCAUGUAGUGAUAAUUGUCGCAACAGAACAUGCGAUAGAGAGACAGGGUCCUGUUAUCAUGGAUGUAUAGAAGGUUUUGAAGGGACCAUGUGUUCACAAGGUGAGAAUCUUUGACAAGUUUGUAACAAUUGUAAAUAAGUCCCAUUAAUACAGAUUAAUAAAUGAGCCGUGCC
This is a messenger RNA of Mercenaria mercenaria, 2166 nucleotides long. Its product is annotated as multiple epidermal growth factor-like domains protein 11. The coding region runs from base 128 to 2107 and encodes 659 amino acids. Gene Ontology annotation, molecular function: scavenger receptor activity. NCBI's taxonomy places the organism in Eukaryota, Metazoa, Mollusca, Bivalvia, Venerida, Veneridae. The record is from RefSeq and is a predicted model, not a curated record. The transcript has a single exon.